Molecule: messenger RNA, 2799 nt
Organism: Haplochromis burtoni (Burton's mouthbrooder)
Lineage: Eukaryota; Metazoa; Chordata; Actinopteri; Cichliformes; Cichlidae
Product: SH3 domain and tetratricopeptide repeat-containing protein 1
Molecular function (GO): protein binding
Source: RefSeq, a predicted model, not a curated record
GGGAGUUUACCAGGUGCAUCGUGCACAGGCAUGUGAUGCUGUGCUGCUGACUGGUCGCAGAGGACGUUGCGCAGCUGCCUUGGAAAUGUCAGCCCGGUCGGAGCGGGAUUCUUGGAGCCACAAGUACCGGAGACAGCUUUCCACUGACGUCCAGCAGUACCGGCAUAUGACGGAGAUACUACACCGGCCGAGCGGAAUGGCAGUGCAUGGUUUGUCUGGAGAUGCUGUGAGUCUGAAGGGAACUCUGUCAGCGUAUGAGGAAAACUUCCCAGUAGCUCUUCCUGUACUGCUGGAUGUGGUCAGGGGUCCAGACCAUCUUCCUGCAGAUGAAAAGUCACAGGAAAUGCUGCGAGGGAAACUGUGCAUGCUGGAGGCUGACAGCUCCGAGGUCAAUACCCUAUUUAAGGUUUCCUGCGCCAUUGUAUGGAGAACCUACUGCUAGAGCAGACGUUCUGGCUCAGUUCUUUGAAGGAUGACUUUGCUAUUGAGGUGACCAUUCAGGAGGAAACACUUAACCUUUUCUACAGAGGCAUCCUCCUACAAGAAGGUUCAUUGUUUGCCAGUUGCAGUGCUAGCCAGAUGUUUGACAGUUCAACCUCUGGAGGAGACCUGUACUUGGAGCAGGGAGACAUAGCCCAGUUCGAGCCUCCCUUCCUAGGCUCAGGGUGGACUGUUCUCUGUCUGGCUGAUGGAGCACGGGGCACUGCACCUAGACCUGCUCUGGAGCCAGUCAUCCCUUUCCAUCAGUGGUUUCUCAAAUCUUGUGCAGAAAGCAUUUUAGUAGGUGAUGGGAAAUCUACCUGUGACUUCCCUCUGCACUUUGCCAGAGGAACCUGUCUAGCUAAAAAGGAGUAUGAUGCUGAGGGCCCGGACGAGCUGAGCGUGUCACCUGGUGAUCCCAUCACGAUUGUGGGAUUUUUGGUGCCUUGUUUUGAUUGGUUCACGGGGAAGAAGGAAGCAACAGGAGAAAUAGGUCUGGUCAGGACAAGCUUGGUAAAACCGUCCACUGACGCUUACGAUGUUGCCAGGGAGACAGCCAAGAAGAAACACCUUUUCUGGUCACAAACUCGUUUAUGCUUCCUGUUGGGGAAGCUCUGUGUGGGUAGGUCAAAGUUCAAUCAAGCCCAGGUUUAUUUUGAGGAAACUCUCAGUGUCCCAAGAGAAGGCUUCACAGACCUCAGGCUGUUGGCCAGCAUCUUCUCCAACCUUGCUGCAACAUAUCUUUUGCAGAAAAAUACAGAAAGUUUCUUUGCUGUGACAGAACGACUUGUUGCCUUACUAAUAGGAAUCCCAGAUUGUCUGAAAAGCUUAGAGGACAACUCUUCUCUUAAAUACAUGCUCAAGAAAGCUAUCCUCUCUCACAACAAAAUGGCAGAAGCCCGGGCUUGUCUGCUGUUGGCAAAGCACCACUGGACUUCUGCUAUGGGAGCUCAAGUUGUUCCUUAUCUGGAAAGGCUACUCAUUCUUUGUGAUGAAGCUCAAAGACCAUGGAGGAUCUCUCCCAGUCAUGGAUAUCUGGCACUGGGAAAGCUUUACAGUGAACUUCACCGUCCCCACCUCAGUGCCAGUUCAGUCAGGAGAGCUUCUCUGCUGCCCUCUGCCACCCUCUCUGACUGUCUUGGCAGUAUGGUAUUACUUUUGGACAGUGUCGCUGAACAAGAAACUCCCGUUCCACCUCAGAUGGCUCCAUAUUUGCACAAAGCUCUCACUUUUACAAAGCUCCAAAGUAGAGAGAGAAACCAUUACCAAAUUUUGAGCCACCAGCUCACUGUUUGUCUUUGCCAACUCUAUUGCAAACACAAGAUGACGGGACAUGCGAUUUGCCAUAUGCAGGCUCUCAUCAACAACAGUCCUUCGAGGCAAGUUUGCAUCUCUGUUUCAGAAAGAAAAGGUUUUCUCAUCUGGCUGGCGUGGCUUCACAUUGACAACAGUCAGCCUGCAGUUGCUUUGGACAUACUGGAAUCAAUCCUGGCUUCGAUUCCAGAGCACUGCACAACUCCUCAGGAAGGUGUGGUUCUCAACAUGCGGGGCGUGGCACUUCGAUGUAUGGGUGAUGUUCGGAGGGCAGCAGAGAGCUACCAGGCUGCUAUUGACAUCUGCCAAGAGUUUGAAGAUAUGCCAAACGGGGCCGUAGCUCAGGCCAAUCUAGGGUUGUUGUGUCUGAAGGCUGGAGCGAAAACACUAGCAGAGAGGCAUCUGUGUGAGGCAGUUCAGCUUUUCUCUGAGCUCAGUGAAGAAAGCAAUGUGGAAAACUUUAUCCCCGUAUUGAUGGAGCUGGGAAAGUAUUAUGUGAAGCAACAGCAGCUGGACUAUGGGAAAGGAUGCUAUGAGUGGGCUCUACUUCUGGCAAUCAAUGCUAACUUGUUAGAGUACGAGCUCGGUGUAACACGAUGUCUGUGUCGUCUGUAUGAGUGUAAGAUUCCAAACCAGGUUCAGUGGAUAAUCUACAGUCAGCACCAAGUCCAGCUGCUGAGACGCACCGGAUACAGAGAACAGGAGGGAGAAGCACUGGAAGCAAUCAGCCAGAUCUACCUUUCUAUUGGCACAGAACAGGCGUACCGAGCUGCUCUUGACUACACCAAGACCAGUCUGGGUAUUUUCAUUGACCUGGGCUGCAAGGAGAAGGAAGCAUAUGGCUGGCUACAAGCCGGGAAGAUCUACCAGCUGCUGGGCCAGAUUGAACUGGUGGACAUUUAUGUUCAGGCAGCUCAGGAUGUAGCUUUGAGCACAGGAGACACAAGCUUUAUCUUGAAGCUUCUUGAAACCGCAGGAGACAUUUUCUUCGACAGCUGCCGGGAC